This is a messenger RNA of Parasteatoda tepidariorum (common house spider), 1283 nucleotides long. RefSeq names its product oplophorus-luciferin 2-monooxygenase non-catalytic subunit. The record is from RefSeq and is a predicted model, not a curated record. Gene Ontology annotation, molecular function: protein binding. NCBI's taxonomy places the organism in Eukaryota, Metazoa, Arthropoda, Arachnida, Araneae, Theridiidae.
CCGUUCUGCGAGCGAUAAGAGAUACUUGUCAUCUAAGAUGAACAAGAGCAUUUUAUUACCAGCAAAAUUUCGAAGAUGAUAAUUUUUAAUAUAUUCAUUUUAAUUGUAUAUCUUUUAAUUGUCGAUGCGUGCCCCAGCCAAGAAGAUUUAUAUCCUUGCAGUUGCUUUUGGAAUGGCGUUGCUCAUGUUACUUGCACCAAAUUAGAAAACAACCAUGAUUUAAUAAAUGCUGCUAGAUCUCUUGUUGGAAAAAAUUACAAGCAAUCAAUUACUAUUCAGAAUUCGGUGUUUAAUUUUAUACCAUCCGAUGCUUUCAAGGGGUUAAAGGUAGCUGAGCUAGAAAUACAAAAUUCCACACUCAUGGCAUUGACAGAUGCAGAUUUUGCCUUUGAAGGUCUGGAAGAUUAUUUACAAGUAUUAAGGAUGGAAAACUUUAAGCUUUUGGGGGAAUGGAGUUGGUCAGUCCUCAGCAAAUUGAAUCAACUUAAAACAUUGGAAAUUAAAAAUGGAGAGUUGGAGAAUAUUGAAGAUCUGGGGAAGAUAAAUUUAGAAAAUUUAAAUACUAUUGAUUUUACGAACAAUGGGAUUAGUUUUCUUCAUGAUAAUGCUUUUGCUAAUAGUAGAACAGUAAGGAAUAUAAUUAUAAGACAUAACGAAAUUGCUAUUCUUAAAAGAACGAUGCUUCCUAACCCUGCAAUUGCACUUGUUGUUUUGAACUUGAGUUACAACAAGAUUGAGCAAUUUCCAGAUGAUAUGUUUAGUUUAAUACCACAUUUAAAAUACCUUGACAUCAGCCAUAACAAAAUAUUGGUUUUAAGUGAAAAAGUGUUUGCACCGAUAUGGAGUUCUCUGAUAGAAUUCAAAGCUAUGGGAAAUGAACUGAGGUGCGAUUGCAGAAUGUCUUGGAUUUUGCAAAGCAAAAAGCCACAAGUUAUCUACGCGACAUGUGCCAUGCCUCAAACAGUAAGAGGAAAGAGUCUAUCAGCUUUGACAUCAAAAGAUCUAUGGUGCAUCUAUUAAAAUGCCCAAUUAACAAACGAAGUUAUUAAUGUUGUACUUUUUUUUAGUAAGUGAAGUAUUAUAAGAAAAAAAAUCAAACAAAAAAGCAAUAAAAUUGCUUAAUUUUUAUUUUAUUCUGCAAAGUCAUCAUAAUUAUUAUAAAAUAAUCAGAAAAAUUUGAAAUUACAAUAAAAAUAGACAACAAGAGAUAAAAUAUAAUCUUGAGUGCCCAGCACUCAAAUCAUACAAGAACUCAUACGAUUAUUCCUGUAAUCGUAUAUUGA